AUGAGGCUUCUGUGCUUGCUUGCGUUGAUCCCGGUCGUCCUCGGUGAUUGCACAUGCGAGAGCGAUAGCGAGGACCGCAACAAGAGCGAGGCCCUCAAGUACAAGAUAGUGGCCAUCGUGUCGAUCCUCGUGGCGAGCGCGAUUGGGGUGUGCCUCCCCAUCGUUGGGAAGAGGGUCCCGGCUUUGCACCCGGAGAGAAGUAUCUUCUUCAUCGUCAAGGCCUUUGCGGCCGGAGUGAUAUUGUCGACCGGGUUCAUCCACGUCCUCCCGGAUGCCUUUGAGAACCUGACCUCCCCGUGCCUGAGCGAGACCCCGUGGGGGGAAUUCCCGUUCGCGGGGUUCGUGGCGAUGAUGGCCGCUCUCGGGACGUUGAUGGUGGACACUCUUGCAACUUCUUAUUACAGGAAGUUGCACGCCAACAAGGCCGGACCGGACAAAAGCGCCGAAGACGAAGAGAAGGGCAAAGAAAACCAAGGUCACGUCCAUGUGCACACGCACGCCUCUCAGGGCCAUUCUCAUGCUCCAAUGUUGACAAAGUCGGAUGGGAGCUCCUCCGAUCUCUUGCGGCAUAGAGUCGUAUCUCAGGUGCUAGAGCUGGGGAUUGUGGUGCACUCGGUGAUCAUAGGGAUCUCCUUGGGAGCUUCGGAGAGUCCCGAGACGAUAAAGCCCCUUGUUGCUGCCUUGACUUUUCACCAAUUCUUUGAAGGCAUGGGCCUCGGCGGAUGCAUCACUCAGGCCCAGUUUGAGACUCGGGCGAGCGCGAUCAUGGCACUGUUUUUCUCCCUCACGACCCCAGUCGGAAUCGCUAUAGGGAUCGGAAUCAGCAAUGUGUACGACGAGAGCAGCCCGACCGCCCUCAUCGUGGAGGGCAUCUUCAACUCUGCAUCGUCGGGGAUAUUGAUCUACAUGGCCCUAGUCGAUCUUCUCGCCCCUGAUUUCAUGAGCCCCAAAUUGCAGAACAGCGGAAGGCUCCUGUGGGGGACCUUUGCAGCUCUUCUCCUCGGCGCUGGCUGCAUGUCUCUCCUGGCCAAAUGGGCUUGAAGCGAAUUCGCUUGUAAUGAAUAGAUC
This is a messenger RNA of Eucalyptus grandis, 1068 nucleotides long. Its product is annotated as zinc transporter 8. Gene Ontology annotation, biological process: zinc ion transmembrane transport. Gene Ontology annotation, cellular component: plasma membrane. The transcript has 3 exons. The record is from RefSeq and is a predicted model, not a curated record. NCBI's taxonomy places the organism in Eukaryota, Viridiplantae, Streptophyta, Magnoliopsida, Myrtales, Myrtaceae. Gene Ontology annotation, molecular function: zinc ion transmembrane transporter activity. The coding region runs from base 1 to 1041 and encodes 346 amino acids.